UCACCUCUCCGCGUAGUAAAGCCUCUCCUCUCCGUCACCAGCAGCCGGACUCAGUCUGCUGAGGGCCGACGCUGAGUCUCGACACGGGCACCGAGACAAACGAAUACGGUUUUGAGAACCACCCCCCUCCCUUCCCCUCCUCCUCCUCUCCUCCUCCUCCUCUGCCUCCUCUGUCUGUUGUUGCGCUUCUGCUGCAGCGGCCAAGUUCAGGUGAGCCUCGUCACCGGCACAACAAGUCCUCUCUCCGGUACCGAGCGGGAUGCUUGCACCCUCCCGUUAAAUGAGGAUGUUAUAAAUGGGCCGCGCAGGAUGUGAAGCCUCGCUAGAAGAAGCAGGAGGAUGGCGAAACCAGGCUUGUCUGCGGCGGUGCUGCUGCUCCUGCUGGGCUUCCUCUUGGUGUCCUCCGUUAAAGCCGACACCCUGCUGUCAGCUCCACUCAAUGUGACCAUCAAAGACAUUGAGGUAAACUCCGCCGUGGUCACGUGGGAAAUCCUGGAGGGGGACCCCGUCAUUGGAUUCGCCAUCACUCAACAGAAGAAGGAUGUACGCAUGCUGAGGUUCAUCCAGGAGGUCAACACCACCACACGCUCCUGCGCAUUGUGGGAUCUGGAUGAGGACACGGAGUACAUCGUUCACGUUCAGAGCAUCAGCAUGGGAGGCAGCAGCCCCCCCAGCGAGCCCAUCCUCUUCAGGACGCCCAAAGAGUCGGAGAAGAUGGCGUCUAAGAGCCCAGACGAGGUGACGAUGGAGGAGGUUGGUCAGGCUGCUCAGCUGAGGGCUGGAGAACUCAUCAUCAUUGUAGUGGUGCUCAUCAUGUGGGCAGGGGUGAUCGCCCUGUUUUGUCGUCAGUAUGACAUCAUCAAAGACAACGAGCCCAACAACAACAAGGACAAAGCCAAGAACUCCUCAGAGUGCAGUACUCCAGAGCACCCACAGGGGGGGCUACUGCGCAGCAACGUCUAAGACCAGCCCUGCAGAGCCUUGUGCAAUAACCAACUCCUCGAACCUCAGGACAGAUCCUGAGACCAACAGAAAGCCAUUCUCAGACACCAUCGUACUGAAGAGCUGAUAAACCAUGACAGAAACUUUUCUCUACACAAUGAGGAACUCUUCAAAACCAAUGGACACACACGUGAACCUGCAGAAUUACAGACUGCAACCAGUCAAACAGGAGCAGGAGAGGACAACAUUACUCUUACCUUUGUUGUGACCAAAACUGGACUGCAGCCUACUUUGAGUGGACGGCCAACACAAAGACACAGGACAUAAAAUGGCCGUCGAUCAAAGCACGGGAGGGGACGUCUUUUCCUCUUGACAAGAACUGCUCGAUUCAUACGUUCUGAUUACUCUUCAUCAGUGGCAUCAAACCAGGAGCAGACCAUCAAACAUGAAUGUCUCAGUAUUUUUGUUUCAACUUCAGGUUUGUAUCACUGGUCAGAGGUUCAGAGAUGACUCGUGGGAACAGCUGGUCCUCUGGGUCCAGGUUAUCAGUCAGCACACAACUUAACAAGCUAAGUUCAGUUUUAAACCAAGGACUUUCUCUUUUUCUAUCUCCCCAUCCACAUCCGUCCUUUCUGUCUUUAUUACAGCCAGUUGUGUAGCAGCUCAUCUCGCCCCGUCUUUCUGUGUCGGUGUCUCUCUAAUAAGCACAUUGACGUUUGGUGCUCCUCCUAUUGUGAUUGUUUGAGCCCUCACAAUCCCAGUCUUGAUUACGAUAUCAUUUUCUUAUUGGGUCAGAAAUAUUGCACGUUGAGUCUUGUCUCCUGCCUCUUUCUCUCUCUGUGUCAUCAGCUAAAUGAUGCGUCUGUUUUUUUCUCCUCUCUGAACUGCAACCUCAACGCCCUUGUCAGUUAGGGGAUAAAAUGUGACACAUUUUUACAGUACACCAUAUUUUCCUUAUAUGAGUUGGAUGAUGCUGUCUGAAUGCAGCUGUGAUUCAGACAGAGUUCAAGGAUCGACUGGGCGAUCUCGCACCACAGCGGUGUCUGACUCCAAAUCCAAAUUUUAUUGCAACUUCCAGGUUUGAAAUCCAGAAGUUAACUUUAGUGUCCAACUUUGAAAAGACUGGCACGUCUGGAAAAUGACAGAUUUAGGUUCAAAUUGAGGUUUAUUGCUCAUCACUGCAUAUUCAGCACCAUAUGCUAUCUGCGGUCUGCAACAGGAUGUGCAGGGAAUAAGGAUGGAGACAUGCAGGACAUCAUUCCUAAUGAAAUGUAUACACUGGGCAAAGUUUGGCUGGGUUUCCGCUCCGGUUUGGCGGGAGACCAGCAGGGAUGCCAGGCUGCAGAAGCACACAGAUAAUCCACUCAGCUGUCUGGCUGUUUUGAAAUGUAAACCGUUUCCCCUCAGACGCCUUCUGAAACUAUCAUUACCCUGCAAACCUGUAAUGUAUGAGAUGGAGAAAAAAAUGCAUAAAAUCCAGGUGUAAAUUCACUAAAGAUGCAGAUUGGAUCGCCACAACUACCAGCACUUUGUGGAACAUGCAGACUGACAGUACAGCUAGAACUUGCGAGAACUGUGGCGGCAUUUUAGGGCAAAAAAUAUCACGAUAACUUCCCCCGUAUUGAUCAAUAACGAUAUUUAUCACAAUAUAUAUUUUGAUAAUGCUGCGAGUUUGAAAAGUAUCCUGGAAACCAAAUGAUUUCCAGCCUUCUGCGGCACUUGUCGUAAAGCUGGGGCAGAGAAGUUUGAGAAGAGUAUAUCCUACCUGGGAGCUCGUACCUGCAGUCUCGCACUUUAGUUUCUUGAACCCGUCUUUGUCCACGGUGCUCAUGGGCAUCAUGUCUUUGGCUAGAAAGUUUGUCACUGCAUCCGUUAUAUCUCUGCUCCUGUCUGAUCGCUUCUUAUAUGGGGUUACGGCGGCAAAAAUGGACACUAUUGAUUGUUGCCCACAGCAGCAGAAGUGAUUGGCCAAGCAAGGUUGAGCAACACUUGUUGGUGGACUUACUGCUGUUUUGGCCUGGAUGUUCAUGCUCUUAGUGUAGUCGUUGCGAUGCCACCUUUUCAGGUGAUGGAAAAAGUUGCUCGUCCUGGUUGGCGCCAACCAACGACAUAUUUUGCAGACAGUCUUUGUACGUGUUUCGUCACCUUUCAACUAGCCAAACCACUUCCAAAUUAUUAUUAUGAUAAUUAUGAUUAAUUAUGAUUAAUCAAGGAAAAUCAAAAGUAUUUGCAGCCCUAGUUCUGAAGCACACUUGGACAUCCACUUAUUAAAGGAGAAAUCAGCCGAACUCGUAACCUCCCACUUGUUUCGUACCAUUUGAUGAAGGGUUUUAUGUGACGGACCAAAGGACUUCAUCAGAAUUAUCCAGCUACAGAUAAAGCUUCAUUAUCUUCUUCGGGCCUUCCUGUUUAAUUAUGAUUUGUUAUCCACAUAAUUGCAAAUAUACUGGACCCUCGCCCCUGAAUACUGACGCUCACCAGCUGAGUUCACCAUGAAGUCAGACAGAAAAACACUGCGAAGCUGAACUCAGCAGACUUACAGCCAUAUUAGAGAUAAUGAGUGAAUGUCUGAAUGCCUCGCUGGUUGAGAUGACUGCUAAUCAGCACCACACACACACACACACGUAUACAUACGCACACGCUGGAUUUAUGUACUGUAUUUAAAUACUGUGCUGGAUGAGACAGACACUACUUCCUCAUCUCUAUCAUCAGUUCUACCAGCACAUCAAACCCUCACCCUGCCAUCCAUUUUUCACCCUCUACCUCUUUUAUCAGCCUCCUUCUUUCCUCCUCUAUCUUCAGCCACCCUCAUCUGCCUUCAUUCCUCCAUUUAUGACUUUCCCCUCACUCUCUAUCCCUCUGUCGCAAUGCUCUUUCUCUCAUACAUCACUCCACCCUUCCUGGUUUCUCCCCUUCACCAGUCUUGUCCUCACUUCUCCCCCCCGCCACCCCCCCACCCCCAGCCUCCCUCUCCCCUGUUUCUCAUUAUAUCCACUCUCAGACUCCCGUUAGCCUCCCCUUCUCCCUCUCCGCAUCAGCUCUUCUCUCUCUCAUUCGGCCCCGGCCCGCUGCCUAUCCCUUGCUGCUCUGCUCAUUUAUCACUUUUUCGUCUCAGGCCGGCCUGGAUGGUCACUUUACAUGGUAAACAAGUAAGGUGGAAUAGACUAGAGGAAGGACGAGAAGUUAAGAGAAGAUCAGACAGGAAAGGUAGAGAUAAAACAGAAGCACUUUAUUUACAUUAUUAAUAAGCACAUACCUAAAGGUUGAGUUUUACAAGUGCUUUUAAAAAGGAGCAGGAUUCGUCAGACGUAAGGAAACAGCUGAUUGUUCAGUAAACUUUCCCCUUGAAUAGCAAUGUUUCUGUGUGUUACAUAUAAAGUAAAGGUAAAAUUGAAGACAGCUGGCAUUCAAACGUGUGCAUAUUGUUGGCAGACGCCACUGUAGUGAUGGCGACUUGUUUACUCCCAGUAUGUCUCCAGACAUACAAACACAAUACAAUGUCCAACAAACACCGACUUUCACCCCAUUACACCUGCUGGGUCUGUCAUGUGACGCCCUGCGGCCCAGAAUGACUUUUUUCCAUUGACUCACGUGGCAGAAGUGACGUCUGUGUAUCAGAGAAUACAUUUAUUGAGCGUCUAUCAUGAUCAAGAUAUAAUGCAUUUGGUUUGAUUGACAUUUUCAAUGUCUGGAAAAACUGCACAGUUGAAUUAUUUUAUCCUCAUUCGAGAUAACAGAACACUAAAUUGGACGUUAGCUGGCUCAGCCCACAGAAGUCCGUAGUGCACCUGCUCUAUGGGCCGUAGAAUGCGAAAGAAGUGACAGUCUCUAAGGCUGCUUUCACACCUGUCCUGUUUGGUUCAAUUCAGUUUGUGCAGGUGUGAACACACCAAAACAACUGGACUGAGACCUUCUUGAAGAGGUGGUCUCAGUCCGGUUCCAAAGGAACUCUGGUGCGGUUGGUUUGUGGUGAGAAGGUGUUCCGACCUGGAUGUGAAGCAACUGCAGUCACAUGACACAUUGUUUGGGUUAAACAUGAGCAUGUUACAGUCCUGGAGGAUUAUUAAUGUGCACCUCCUCCUGUACUGCCUUAAUAUGCACAUUCAGCACAUCCAAUGCAUCAAAACAUUGUUUUCUAGUUGGAGCCGCGCCUCGUUUUCAAACUGUAUGGUUUGACUAAAAUGAACAAUGACAGCAAUAUAGUCCACGAUGAGCAGCGCUAAAAUCAACCUGCGUAGUUGUCCCUCCAUUGUGACAUUAGAAAGUGUCACAUUUAUCUUGCAAGUGUACUCUUCUUCAACGUUUGCUUUACUUCCUGGAUUUUCCCCACAUGGAAAUUCUGACCAAUCAAGAGCAGCUUUCUCACACAAGGCAUUUGAUCUGGUCCUCUUGUAAAUGCUGCCGUGAGAACACGAACCAACUCUAGGCAAUUAUACAACUUUGGAACAACAUGAGUCCCUGAUUCAGACCAAAGGAGACCACUCUAGGGCUGACAGCAGCCUGAUACGUUGGUUGAACUUGAAAAAGACCACCAGAUUCACUCACACACCAAUCUGUCAAACCAUAAGGACGGGUGUAAAACAAAUGCACCCAGAAGGAGAAGAGAUUAAAAGAAUGACUGUGUUGAAUGAACAAGUGACUCCAGCGGUGGUCUAUUAACUGGAGCUGAAAUAAAGACAGCACACAAACAGAAAGAGACUUUUCUGAAGCAUCUGAUACUUGAAGCAGUGACAGAAGUGGGCUGUAGGAUUAAAAAACAAGCACGCCCAAUGAAGUAGACACUGGGGGGUUUGAAUGUCAAGGUUUUUCAAGGGUAGUGUGGCCGGUCACGUGUGAGUGGGCCUGUUAGGAGCUGGAGUCAGAGUGGUUGUUGUUGCUCCGUCUGCACAGAUGGACCAGGUGAAAGCAGGGAAAGAUUCCAGUCAGCAAGUGUGUUUCCCCGUCGCUGCUGUUAUGUUCAGUCUCUUUCUGUCAUGAAGACGAGAACAGGACAACAAAAGAUUCUCGUUGUGCAGACGUUGGCAUGAAAACACAGAUUCUCUCCUCUUCAUCCUUGAACUUGAUUAUUUACAGCGUGUUAAAGUAACUUCUGUUUUUCGACAGAGCUGCUUGUUGGAUGGUCACACAGAUUUGGAAACGCUUCUUGGCAUCAGAUUUUUAGGGAGCGGCAUGCGACCGUUUCUGUAACUUUCCCAAACAUCCUCACACCUGCGUCAUGCUGUGAUUGGCCAGCUGCAAGUGUCCAGCUGUGAUUGGCCAGCUGCGUGGAGGUGACAAAUGAGCCGGAGUUUGACCUUCUCUCUCUGUAGCUUUUUUUUUAUAUAUAUAUAUUCCUGACACGACUAUUUCUGUCACUUCUCAGUAACAAAGUGCAACACCAUGAAUGUCUUCCAGGACAGACUCCACCUCUGAGUGGAGCCUUUAGGAAGGUUUCUCCCUACAAUACACACACAUUUGGAUGCAAGUUGUAGUGUACAGUUUCUGCUUUAACCUAUACUUUUAUGUAACGUUAGUUUGACAGAAUCAGGAAGAACCGGUGCAGUUCUCAGCUGCUCCAACAGCAGUUGCAAACUCCAACUUUGGCCUUUAUGUAUGUUAGCUUAAGGAAAAGGCCAAGGUGAGGAGGAGCAUCACCUAUGGGAACAGUUAGCAGAGAGUGACAUCGAAAGGUCAACAACACUCUCAGGUUUGAACUGGGAUUAUGAGGCUGGAGCCAGGAGACGCAUAAAAUGGAAGUCGCUAGCAGGAAACAGCCUAGCUAGCAUAGCUAUCCAAAGUUAAAGAUUGUUGUACCUUGUUCACCUGUCUAAACAAUCCAGCUAUGCAUCAGCUCAAAGGCGUUCGAAAUUUAGCAGCUCGACUUUUGACCAAAACAAAAUGAUCUUCACACAUCACACCUAAUUUGGUUUCCUUGCACUGGCUAACAGUCUCGUUUAGAUUCAACUUUGAAGUGCUUGUAAUCACAUACAAGACUCUCAAUGAUCUGGCACCAAAGUACAUAUUUGACCCUGCCCUAAGUCCCGCCCUCGGACAAAGACUGGCCAGUCAUAACGUAGCAUCAGGCCGGCUCAGACCAGGGUUUGUCAACACCACAGCUGUGCUCCAUUGACUCUAAUGCAGUCAUUUCAUUCAAUUUCCUUCAUUUUCAGGCUGGUUUUGUGGAUUUGGAGCUAAAUGUUGUGCCAUAUAUAUCAUAUCAUUAAUGAUACUCGUUACCUGGAGAAGUUGGAAAAAGAUAUACGUUUCUUCCCUGUUCCAAAACCAAAAUCAGACCCUGAAAAGUGUAGGGUUAGCCAGCUAGCUACUGAAGAUGUAGCCUACUGAAUGUAUCCAACUUAUUUUUCACGGAAACACAGACGCAAAACAGAACGCAGACAGCUUCCGUUUUUUUGUGCGACACUUCCGGUCCAGCACUCUUACCACUGUGUAAAUGGGAAUUGCCUUGUUGUUUACCUUGUUGAGUUUAGCUAUAUAUAUGUAUAUAUCACAUUUUUCACGUCACUAUAUCACCGUUUAGACUAAUCUGAUGUUUGUAAAGUCUAUAAACACAAUGAUUGAACAAACAUUACUAUUUCUGUGUGUGUAAUUAAUAACAUGGUUAUCGUAGAUUAGCUGGGCUAACUGUUAACCGUUAGCUGUUAGCUGUUAGCUGUUAGCUGUUAGCCGUUAGCGGUGUCUGUAAUAACUCAAUAACUCAAGAAACGGUUCGUGAAAAAAAUAUUUUUUCCAGCAGAUGUCUUAGUUACAACAUGAUUGAGCUAACUGGAGUAGUUUCAUGUUGUAUCCGACAACGGGAGGCUUUUAACAGAUGACGUCCUGAUGUUAGCUUUGCUGCUAGUGUUAGCUGUCCCUGUCAGCU
This is a messenger RNA of Epinephelus moara (kelp grouper), 7801 nucleotides long. It is a transcript of the gene fndc5b, whose product is annotated as fibronectin type III domain containing 5b. The transcript has 6 exons. The coding region runs from base 340 to 963 and encodes 207 amino acids. Gene Ontology annotation, molecular function: protein binding. Lineage: Eukaryota; Metazoa; Chordata; Actinopteri; Perciformes; Serranidae. The record is from RefSeq and is a predicted model, not a curated record.